AAGAAAUUGUGUCACUUGCCAGCAUUCAUUCGAUCCUCCUCGGUUGACUGUAUGUUUGGAACAGCCAUGAAGAGAAAACCUCCUCACUCCUCCAAAUGGGCUGAGACCCGAUCCGCUGUGGUUUAUGAUCUCCAGAACAGAAAACGCGCGACAUUGUGGGUACGAAGUCGAGAGACAACGGCAACAUUGGUCAAAUAUUGAAGACCCGCAUUCUGAAUGCAUGACUCAUCAUUCUUAUAGACCCUACCCACGUGACGUCACAACUCCGCUCUCCUGAAUGGUACCGCCCAAUUGUCCGUCAAAACAUAGUGUUAACCUGUUACGGCUACGUACAUUCCUCCUAUUUACGGCGUGUUUUUCUGCUCCUUAACAUUAAUAAUCAAAAUGGUGAAGGCGUGUGUGACUGUUGGUUGCACUAACAGAGAAGAUGGAAGGAGAGACUUGAAGUUUUACCGUAUUCCGAGGGAUCCAAAGAGGAGAGCGAUAUGGACGGCUGCAAUUCGACGUGAAAACUGGGCACCAAAAAAUCACCACAGACUAUGUAGUAGUCAUUUUAUAUCUGCACUGCGUUCAGCCACAUUUAGCUCAUGGCGGAUGCUCACCCUGGGGGCAGAGUACGAGGACACCUGGGCCCUGGCACGUGACCAGUGUCGACCCAGACAACAGGCAAAGGAGCCUCCUGGGCGCACACAUGCCGCAACUGUAAAGCAAGAAGAGCCUUCCUGGAAACACUGUGAGACGAUUACUAAUUAUGACACAGUUAUACACUUGGAUGGAGCGAUCGAAGUAACGACCAGAGAAGGUUUAUGUGACUUAGUCCAGAAGCAUGAGAUGGCAACAAACACAGGGUGGCCUGGCAGAAUGGCUCGUAUUACUGAAGAUCUCCCCACCCGCUAUGGAGGGAGCACAAGCGGCGGCGGCGGCGGCGGAGGAGGCAGAGGCGCGCCGGGUGCCGGGAGAGGGGGUGCCCGCGGCGGAGGCGCUCCGGGCGGCGGCCAAAGGAUGUACAAGCAGUCGAUGGCUCAGAGAGCCAGGACAAUGGCCAUUUACAACCCGAACCCCGUCAAGCAAAACUUCUUGACUGUCAACCGCUCCCUCUUCAUCUUCCGGGAGGACAACCUCAUCAGGAAGUAUGCCAAACGUAUAACAGAGUGGCCUCCAUUUGAAUACAUGAUCCUGGCAACAAUCAUCGCCAACUGUAUCGUCUUGGCCCUGGAGCAACAUCUACCUGCCAGCGACAAGACGCCUAUGUCGGAGCGCCUGGACGACACAGAGCCCUACUUUAUUGGAAUAUUCUGUUUUGAGGCAGCCAUUAAGAUCAUCGCCCUGGGCUUUGCAUUCCACAAAGGCUCCUACCUCCGUAACGGAUGGAAUGUAAUGGACUUCGUGGUCGUUCUCACUGGGAUCCUGGCAAAAGUAGGCUCCGACUUCGACUUGCGGACACUCCGGGCUGUGAGAGUGCUGCGACCCCUCAAACUUGUGUCAGGGAUUCCCAGCCUUCAAGUAGUGUUGAAGUCUAUAAUGAAAGCCAUGGUGCCCCUACUUCAGAUCGGCCUACUGCUUUUCUUCGCCAUUGUCAUGUUUGCCAUCAUCGGUGUGGAGUUUUACAUGGGCAAAUUUCACACCACCUGCUUCAACAUCGACACCGGUGAAAAAGCAGCAGAAUGGCCUUGUGGUCUGGAUCCCCCAGCCAGGUUGUGUCCAAACGGGACUAAAUGCACGGAGUACUGGACCGGACCCAAUUUUGGUAUUACCAACUUCGACAACAUCCUGUUUGCUGUGCUUACGGUGUUCCAGUGCAUCACGAUGGAGGGCUGGGUGGAUAUCCUCUAUAGUACCAACGACGUGGCAGGAAACACAUGGAACUGGCUCUACUUCAUCCCUCUAAUCAUCAUCGGCUCUUUCUUUAUGCUCAACUUGGUACUUGGUGUCCUGUCAGGAGAGUUCGCCAAAGAAAGAGAGCGUGUGGAGAAGAGACAAGAAUUUCUGAAGCUUCGAAGACAGCAACAAAUUGAAAGAGAGCUCACCGGAUACCUGGAAUGGAUCUGCAAAGCUGAGGAGGUGUUGCUGGAGGAAGAGUAUGAGAAUGCAGUAGAGAAGUCACCACUGGAUGGUGCGUGGUACAAGAGGAAAAAAAAUCUGCCAGUCCUGAAACGAAGCAAAAACAAGAAGGGUAAAAAUGAUCUGAUCGGUGCUGAGGAAGGGGAAGAGCCAUUCGCUGAAAUCUCCUCUGUAGGUCCUCCUGGUUCUCGGUUUUGUGGGGUCAGAGAAAGCAGCACGAAGAUGGAUAGCUCAUCUUACUUUCGUCGUAAAGAGAAGAGAAUUCGUUUCUUUAUCCGGCGGAUGGUAAAAGCACAGAGUUUCUACUGGAUCGUUCUCUGUCUGGUUGGCCUGAACACUAUGUGCGUGGCCAUAGUCCACUAUGAUCAACCAGAGUGGCUUACAACAGCCCUGUACACAGCAGAGUUUGUAUUCCUGGGUUUGUUUCUCACUGAGAUGACCUUAAAGAUGUAUGGCCUUGGACCAAGGAAUUAUUUCCAUUCCUCCUUUAACUGCUUUGAUUUCGGGGUGAUUGUGGGAAGUAUUUUUGAGGUGAUCUGGGACAUGAUCAAACCAGGAGCAUCGUUUGGGAUAAGUGUGUUGCGAGCUCUGAGACUGCUGAGAAUCUUCAAAGUUACUAAGUAUUGGAACUCUCUAAGGAACCUGGUGGUUUCCCUCCUCAAUUCCAUGAAGUCAAUCAUCAGUUUGCUUUUCCUCCUCUUCCUCUUCAUCGUUGUCUUCGCUCUGCUGGGCAUGCAGCUUUUUGGAGGACAGUUUAACUUUGAGGACGAAACACCAACAACAAACUUCGAUACCUUCCCGGCAGCCAUUCUCACUGUGUUUCAGAUUUUAACCGGGGAGGACUGGAACGCCGUGAUGUACCAUGGCAUCGAGUCACAAGGAGGUGUCCGCCGGGGGAUGUUCUCUUCUGUUUACUUCAUUGUCCUUACACUUUUUGGAAACUAUACCCUUCUGAACGUCUUCUUGGCUAUCGCUGUUGAUAACCUUGCAAAUGCACAGGAGCUAACAAAGGAUGAAGAAGAGCAGGAAGAGGCAGCCAAUAAGAAGCUUGCCCUGCAGAAGGCUCUGGAAGUAAAGGAAGUCAGUCCCAUGUCUGCAGCAAACAUAUCAAUAGCCGCUUUUGUAAAGCAAAAUCGAGAUGCACUCUCUCGCAGGUCGUCCAUCAACAGCAUUCAGUCACUCAAGGAACAGCAACGGACAGCCAAAACCAUGUCAGUGUGGGAGCAAAGGACAAACCAGCUGAGGAGACACAACGUGAGAGCAAGCAGUGAAGCUUUGUUUAACGAGCUCGACCCUGAGGAGCGCCUACGACUGUCCUCUGCCCUCCAUCUUCAUCCUGACAUGAAGACCCACCUGGACAGGCCCCUUGUGGUGGAGUCCAACAGGCCUCCCGAGGAAGGUCAGCAAGACGGCACGGGAGACAUCCUCCAUUCGCACACCAGGAAGCACCACAGACAUCGGGACAGGAACGGUGAGGGCAGGGAUGGAGGUGACGGCCGUCCAGCGAGGCAUCACACCCAUCACAGCCGGAGCAAAGAUCAUAAUAGCAAUGGAGGUCAGACUAAAGAGAGAAGAGGGGAGAGUUGCGGUCACAGCCGAGAUGAGGGUCAGAGACGCAGGCGGCAUCAUCAUACAGGCUCCCCGGAAGAAGACGUCUCUGAUGUACGGGCAGGAGGGGAAGAGAGGGGCCAUCGCCAUCACCAUUCACACCGGACGCCAAAAGAGGGAAAUGGGACAUUAGCGAAUGGUUCCCAUGGAGAGCGCAGGGGCCGAGGAAGAGGAGGCGAGGGUAAUGGAGAAAGGAAAGGCCGAUGCUCUCGAAUGGUCAGAGCGCAGUCGACUCUGGAUGGGGAUGAAAGCAAAAAGUGCAAGAAAAAUCAUAGGGAGAUGCAGUCUGAUGGUGAGGAAGAGGUUCUUGCUACCAGUCCUCUGAGUCUUGGAGACAAGCAGGAGGAUGCUGACAACCAAAAGAAUUCCACUAGAGCCAGCCAGGCUGGCCUUAACAGCAACACCAUUCACAUCCCUGUCACCAUAACAGCCCCACCCGGAGAGACAACCGUGAUUCCCAUGAACAACAUUGACUGCAGCAACUUAACAGUCAACGAGGAGAAGAAAGCCCUAGAAGAGGACGAUGCUGCAAAUAGGCCGCGGCAGAUUCUCCCCUAUAGUUCCAUGUUCAUUUUUGGACAAACAAAUCCGGUGCGGCGGCUGUGUCAUUACGUGGUCAACCUACGCUACUUUGAAAUGUGCAUCCUGAUGGUCAUUACCAUGAGUAGCAUUGCCCUGGCAGCUGAGGAUCCUGUGCAGUCUAAUGCACCCCGCAACAACGUCCUCAAGUAUCUUGAUUAUGUCUUCACUGGUGUGUUUACAUUUGAGAUGGUGAUUAAGAUGAUUGACUUAGGACUGAUCCUCCACCCCGGCGCCUAUUUUCGUGAUCUCUGGAACAUUCUUGACUUCAUCGUAGUCACUGGCGCUCUUGUGGCAUUCGCCUGCUCAGGGACAAAAGGCAAGGACAUCAACACCAUUAAGUCUCUGAGGGUCCUCAGAGUCUUGCGGCCACUAAAAACCAUUAAACGUCUGCCCAAAUUAAAGGCUGUGUUUGACUGUGUGGUGAAUUCCCUGAAGAAUGUUCUCAACAUCCUCAUUGUGUACAUUCUCUUCAUGUUCAUCUUUGCGGUUAUCGCUGUGCAGCUUUUUAAAGGGAAAUUCUUCUACUGCACUGAUGAGUCCAAGGGCCUUGAGAAAGACUGCAGGGGUCAGUUUUUGGACUAUGACAAAGUGGAACGUGGACGUGAUGUCGAAGCUCAGCCCAGAGAGUGGAAGAAAUACGAGUUCCACUAUGACAAUGUUCUUUGGGCCUUCUUAACACUAUUCACCGUCUCCACAGGAGAGGGCUGGCCCCUGGUGCUGAAGCACUCAGUGGAUGCCACCUAUGAAGACCAGGGGCCCAGCCCAGGUUUCCGCAUGGAGACGUCCAUCUUCUAUGUGGUGUACUUUGUGGUCUUCCCUUUCUUCUUUGUCAACAUAUUUGUCGCUUUGAUUAUCAUCACCUUCCAGGAGCAGGGAGACAAAGCCAUGUCUGAGUGUAGCUUGGAAAAGAAUGAGAGGGCUUGCAUUGACUUCGCCAUUAAUGCCAAGCCGCUGACAAGAUACAUGCCAGAGAACAAGCAAUCCUUCCAGUAUAAGAUGUGGAAAUUUGUGGUGUCGCCUCCAUUUGAAUAUGCCAUUAUGACUUUAAUUGCCCUCAACACCGUGGUGCUGAUGAUGAAGUUUUAUGGAGCCCCAGACCUAUAUGAGUCCAUGCUGAAAUACUUGAACAUCGUCUUCACUGCCCUUUUCACACUGGAGUGCAUCCUUAAGAUUAUUGCCUUCGGUCCAUUGAAUUACCUGAAAGCAGCCUGGAAUGUGUUUGACUUUGUGACGGUCCUGGGAAGCAUAACAGACAUCCUGGUGACGGAGAUUAAGGACAAGAUGAUUAACCUGAGCUUCCUGAGGCUGUUCCGAGCGGCUCGGCUCAUCAAACUGCUACGGCAGGGCUACACCAUUCGCAUUUUGCUGUGGACGUUUGUUCAGUCCUUCAAGGCCCUGCCAUAUGUUUGCCUCCUCAUUGCAAUGCUCUUCUUCAUCUAUGCCAUCAUUGGAAUGCAGGUCUUUGGUAACAUCGAGCUGAACGAGGACACAGCAAUAAAUCACCACAACAACUUCCAGACCUUUUUCCAGGCUUUAACCCUUCUCUUCAGGAGUGCCACAGGUGAAGCGUGGCAUGAGAUCAUGCUUUCAUGUCUCAGUAAUCGAUCAUGUGACAAACUCUCAGGAACUACAGGGAAGGAGUGUGGAAGUGACUUUGCUUACUUCUACUUUGUUUCAUUCAUUUUUCUCUGCUCCUUUUUGAUGUUAAACCUAUUUGUUGCUGUCAUCAUGGACAACUUUGAGUAUUUGACCAGGGAUGCCUCCAUCUUGGGUCCUCAUCACCUCGAUGAGUUCAUCCGUGUAUGGGCAGAGUAUGACCCCGCUGCCUGUGGAAGGAUAUGCUAUCAAGAUAUGUACAAAUUGUUACGUUUUAUCUCACCUCCACUUGGGCUCGGGAAGAAGUGCCCAAACAGGGUGGCCUAUAAGCGUUUGGUUAGGAUGAACAUGCCUAUUGCAGAUGACAAUACAGUGCAUUUCACCUCCACACUGAUGGCCCUGAUUCGCACAGCCCUGGAGAUCAAACUUGCGUCGGGAGUUUUGGCACAGCAUUUAUGUGAUAUUGACCUGAAAAGAGAAUUAAACAGAGUAUGGCCCAGUUUGUCACAGAAGACUAUUGACCUUCUGGUGACGCCGCAUAAAUACAAUGAGCUGACUGUGGGGAAAGUAUAUGCUGCUCUCAUGAUCUUUGACUACUAUAAGCAGAAUCGUGCCAAGAGACUCCAGCAGCAGCAUCCUUCAGGAGGGGUUCAGAGUAAAUUAGGGGCAUUGUUUCGCCCUAUACUUCCUCUUGGUCAUAUCAAAGAAGUAGAGCCUCCAUUACCCAGUCCCAAACAGCUAUUGCCUCUCCAUCCUGAAUCAGAAGCAGAAACGUCACCUCUUCCACCUAUCACAACUACAGCUACCAGCUCGAUAAACAGGGACACAGUUCUUGACCAAAAGACUUACAUAAAACAUUCCCAGUCUGGAGAUGUUUGUCAAGUAGCGCUAAGGCCCAAAGGGCGGAGGAAACUACAGAGAGGCCAAUCUGAAGAUGUGCAGUAUUCUACAAGACCUCAGGAAGUGGUUGAAAUGAAGCCAGUUGAGAACAUCUCAGACACAGAGAUGUACCCAAGCCUGGAAGGUCACGGAAGAGCAGCUUCUCUGCCUCGUCUCAAUGCAGAAUACUACCGGAGCCACCCUCGCCACGCCCCUGGGACCCACCUGGCACCAAUUGUUGACCUUAGUCCCAUAAGACGCUCAGCUUCGUCACUGACCCCACAGCACAACCAGGAGGUUGUUCUUCAGGAAUAUAACCUGAUACGACCAACCCAGCAUCAAUCAUCAGCGGGUACUGGACCAGUCCAAGGCCAGGACCGUGUCCAUCACCAUCAUCACCACCACCGCUGCCACAGACGCAGGGACAAGGACAAGGAUAAAGACAAAAAGCAGAAAUCCCUUGAUAGAGCAACUUCAGCGCAGCAGCAGAGUGCUGUUGGCUCAUUCACAGACCCCUCAGCUGAAGGUAUGUCUAGAGAACGAGCAAGGGAGCGUGACCGGAGUCGCCCACACGAGAGAAGGCAUCAUUCCUCUGCAGGGGAAAAGCAACGCUACUACUCCUGUGAGCGUUAUGGCUCCCAGGAGACAGGCCAUGCCAAGUCAGCCGGUCCAAGCCGAUCUACGUCUCCUGGGGAGGAACAAGACACCUCUGUACUUAAACAACAUGGUAGCACUGGGGGUAAACCUGCCCCCUCUGGAUCAAGCACACCCGUCCGUGGUCGCAGACAACUCCCCCAAACGCCCCUCACCCCACGUCCUGCCGUGGCCUACAAGACUGCAAACUCCUCCCCUCUCUCUUCUGCAGCCAGCACCACCAUAGCCGGACAACACGCUCGUGUCAGUCGCGGCUGUUCAGAACACGAGCACUUGCACGGGGACAACGACCGCUCCCCGAUACCGGUCACCUGCAUUGGUUCUGACCCAAAUUUAAACCGGCAACUGCAGGGAAGUUCUCAACAAGCGCUAAUCGAAGAGACAGAGGACUUCCAGGAUGCCGUUAGCAGCCAAGUUUUGCCACACAGAGCGGGUGCCUCCUCAACAUCCUCAUCUUCACACGAUCCCACUGCUGUGCCCGUCACAGCGGCGGCCACACAAGGGCGUGCAGAUGUGGUACCUAAUGGGUACCACUUCACUUUUGGGGUAAAUUCUGCAUCAAACAGCAGAGGAACAGGAAGCCUCAGGGAGAGAGAUGAUGAGGACUGGUGCUAACAUGUUGAGAAAAUUAGGAGGUUUGUCUGAGUCACUGAUGAAGAAGCAGCUUGCCUGUGUUGCUCAUGUCAGGUCGCUUGAGCUGGUCAAAAGUGGAGAAGUAGCCGAUUGAAAGUGCUAUCAACGGGGUCCAUCGCUGCAUUCUAAUGUUACUCUCCUUCACACGCAAAAAACUGUUGAAGGAAACGGAAUGCUGACUUUUUCUACCCCCCUCGCACCCAAAUGCGUUUGGAAACCCCUGCAGUAUUUUUUUUGCCUUGGCCAGUGGUGUUGAAGACUAAAGCCAAAAUCUUGAAGAGCUAUGUUUUGCCUCAUUCUCGAUCUACCUGGAUGCUUUAUUUAGUCUGGACUAGAGGUCGACCGAUAUGGGAUUUUCAUAUGCCAAGGCUGAUACCGAUAUCCCAAAAAAAUUUCAACUGACUGCCGAUAUCCAAAGCUGGUUUUGUAAGCCAAAAUUUGAGGCCGAUAUACUUUUUUUAAGCACGUAGAUUAUGAAAGGCAAAAAAAAAAAAAAAAAAUACUUCAACAUGACCUCAGACAUAGGAUUAUUGUAGUGCUAGCAAACCAACAAACACAGCACACACACUCAGCAAGAACAGUACAUCAUUUUCAAAUUAUUAAA
Molecule: messenger RNA, 8617 nt
Organism: Corythoichthys intestinalis (scribbled pipefish)
Lineage: Eukaryota; Metazoa; Chordata; Actinopteri; Syngnathiformes; Syngnathidae
Gene: cacna1bb
Product: calcium channel, voltage-dependent, N type, alpha 1B subunit, b
Exons: 51
Coding region: 385-7995 (2536 amino acids)
Biological process (GO): calcium ion import across plasma membrane; chemical synaptic transmission
Cellular component (GO): neuronal cell body; membrane; voltage-gated calcium channel complex
Molecular function (GO): high voltage-gated calcium channel activity
Source: RefSeq, a predicted model, not a curated record